Messenger RNA from Brienomyrus brachyistius, 1418 nucleotides. RefSeq names its product immunoglobulin G-binding protein A-like. Lineage: Eukaryota; Metazoa; Chordata; Actinopteri; Osteoglossiformes; Mormyridae. The record is from RefSeq and is a predicted model, not a curated record. Gene Ontology annotation, cellular component: cytoplasm; cornified envelope. The coding region runs from base 558 to 1418 and encodes 286 amino acids. The transcript has 2 exons.
ACAAAACACAUCCAGGCAGAAGUUCUGAUCUGCGCGCGAGAGAUUCUCCCACAAUUCAGUGUGUCUCUCAGCUCUGCACAGCGCUGCAUGUUUGCUGGAUGAUUCGCUGCUUAAUUUCCCGUCGCUGUGUUGCGCUAACAUGUCUGUGACACCUGCUCUAAUUAACUAGCUAACACGGUAUGUGAUUAAUGAACACGCCUCCGUGCCGCGGCGCUACUCUGCACCGGAGCGGGGCCACUCUGCCCCUGUGAGUCUCUUACUGUGCGCUGCCGUGCUGAGACACCAGGCAAGAUCCUGCAUGAGGAUGGCCCACGCACAGGGCGGGGAGACGGUGCGACACUGCAUGAGCUGUGCAAGGCCAGAGUCUGUCACAAUCUUCAGGUCCCACAUCCACUGGGUCAUGUUGACCAGGUAGCUUGCUUAAUUGUAUCAAAAAAUGUAUGAUUCAUAUGUAAAGGAAAGCAACAUUACCCUACCAUACCUGAAUCCUGGAUGCAUUUUCCACAUCAAAACCACAUCACAGAGACACUAAGAUUGUGUUAAGGUUUUACACGGAGAUGGCAAGAAGCAGAGGGCUGCCUGGAAGAGAAGGUACCAACCACAACCUAAACUUAUACCCUACAAGCUACACGAAGAUACAGGCUAAUGAGGGUAGAGACCUCACAAAAAGCAAGGGUACAGGCCACAAAACAAGCAAGGAUGCAGGCUACAAACCAGGCCGCAAAGUAAGAGAGACUACAGGCUACAAACCAGGCCGCAAAACAAGCAAGGAUGCAGGCUACAAACCAGGCCGCAAAGUAAUAGAGACUACAGGCUACAAACCAGGCCGCAAAACAAGCAAGGAUGCAGGCUACAAACCAGGCCGCAAAGUAAGAGAGACUACAGGCUACAAACCAGGCCGCAAAACAAGCAAGGAUGCAGGCUACAAACCAGGCCGCAAAGUAAGAGAGACUACAGGCUACAAACCAGGCCGCAAAACAAGCAAGGAUGCAGGCUACAAACCAGGCCGCAAAGUAAGAGAGACUACAGGCUACAAACCAGGCCGCAAAACAAGCAAGGAUGCAGGCUACAAACCAGGCCGCAAAGUAAGAGAGACUACAGGAUACAAACCAGGCCGCAAAACAAGCAAGGAUGCAGGCUACAAACCAGGCCGCAAAGUAAGAGAGACUACAGGCUACAAACCAGGCCGCAAAACAAGCAAGGAUGCAGGCUACAAACCAGGCCACAAAGUAAGAGAGACUACAGGCUACAAACCAGGCCGCAAAGUAAGAGAGACUACAGGCUACAAACCAGGCCGCAAAACAAGCAAGGAUGCAGGCUACAAACCAGGCCGCAAAGUAAGAGUGACUACAGGCUACAAACCAGGACACAAAACAAGCAAGGAUGCAGGCUACAAACCAGGCCGCAAAGUAAGAUAG